AUGGAGAAACACGCAACGGACAGGGGUUUUUGUCUGUGCCACUUGAUUUGUGUGUGGUAUCAUACUGGAAGGAUCGGACUAUACUUAGGAUUCUACAAUGUGGGCUAUGCGGAGGACCUGAGGAAAUUGAAGUGCGACGAGCAACUAUACGUGCAUAUAAUGGCCGUGGUUAAUUUGUUCUCCAGUUGGCUGUAUCUCUGCUUCAGUCAUCGAUGGAUCUACGACCAGUUUGUGUUUCUGCUCUAUGUACCUGUUUAUGUGUACUUUCUGAUCCUCAGAAGACAUCUGACUGAGCUUCUUAAUGAAUGUGCUGGCGUACACAAAUCGAUGCAAAGGAUUCUGGGCAGCCGGCUGUGUGUGAAGAUCUAUAGAGAAUGUAUCCACACUUUACUGCUGCUGAUAAUGUUUACUUUGCUGAUUUUAUGGCAACUGAGAAUAUACUCGGUAUAUCAGAGUGUCUUUAUUUUCGGAGUGGGAUUUAUCUACCACUUUGUGCUUCUGUUUUUUGGAUACUAUCUCAUUUGGCUUAGCUGUAUUUAUAGAUCCCUGAAUGGGUUCCUUUGUCAUGACAUGAGAAGUGAUAGAUUGUACAUUUUAAGAGGAGUGUUAAGACAACAAGCAAAUGUUUGGCGCGUGCAUCGAAAUGUCACUAGAUAUUUUGCAUUGCAUAUUAUAAGUUUUAUGGUGCAGCCAGGCGUAAGGAUGCUAAUGAUCAUCAAGAGCUCUGAUCAGCACGUAAACAUUCAAAUAAUUUAUUUAACGCUUCAUUUAAUUCUGCUAUCCUUGUUCUUCGCCAUCGCCACAAACGCACAAAACCAACAUCGAAGGUUCCAAAAGAAUUACCUAAAGUUAAAAGAUAAUCCCAACCAUUUUGUCUUAAAAUCCUGGCGUCUUUUGCAACACAGAACUUUGCCAAAGGCUUUUGGAGUGACACUGAUGAGAAAGCGAGAAAAAUGUUCACACAAACAAGAUGUGGUCACCAUGAUGUUUGCCAACGACUUUCCAGUUAUACAAUUGACAAACAAAGCAUUUUAUUUAACAACUUUUGACUUCAAAGGUCUUAAGUUUGGAAUUUCCUUAUUAAUGCUGACGAGCUGUCUAAAAACCCACAUCCGUGAACUUCUCCUAUUGCUUUUUAUUCGCUUAAACUUCUCCAAAAAUUUAAGUUUCCAGGGCUAUGAGUAUGAGUCGCAGGACGAUUUCAAUGGCAAUGUUACCCAAACAAUUAGUCAAGUCUACCGCUUUUAUUUCUAUGAUGAGUUUGAGUGA
Drosophila ficusphila is the source of this 1269-nucleotide messenger RNA. RefSeq lists its product as uncharacterized. The transcript has 2 exons. Lineage: Eukaryota; Metazoa; Arthropoda; Insecta; Diptera; Drosophilidae. The record is from RefSeq and is a predicted model, not a curated record. Bases 1 to 1269 code for a protein of 422 amino acids.